Molecule: messenger RNA, 1231 nt
Organism: Magallana angulata
Lineage: Eukaryota; Metazoa; Mollusca; Bivalvia; Ostreida; Ostreidae
Product: fucolectin-1-like
Exons: 5
Coding region: 459-1184 (241 amino acids)
Source: RefSeq, a predicted model, not a curated record
AUUCAUCAAAAAAUGUUUUUUUUCCUAGUUUUUGAUCGAUUUAUUCGUGAAGUUUUGAUUUUACCAGGUGUCGGAAAAUAAAAUCAUGUUACAAAUUGUGUUCUUAUUGUCACCCGGUAAAUCGAAAAUUCACAAGGUUACAUGUUUAUUAUUUGUGCGUUGAAUAUUAAAUAAGUCUUAUUUGAUACCAUUAACUGAAAACAGAUCCUAAAAAAAUGCCAGACGGAACUUUACUUUCAAAAUUGAGUUUCAUUAAUAAUUUUUUUUGCAGGUCAUUUUUUAAGAUUACGCAAUUUAUAAACGUCAGUGUAAAUUAUCAGGGCAAUUUGUUUUAGAUUGUGUAUAGCCUUAGGAUCAACUCUUCCAGGAAACAUAAUAUGUCAAAUCUGUUGUCAUCAUUUGAUUGAAUUGUAGAAAUUAUCUGACUGGAGAAAAAAUGACAGGAAACUCAUUUAAAAAUGAUGCAGAGUCAAAGCCAAAUCACUUGUGCCAGAGCUUGUUUGAAGAUAACAAUGCAAAAGGUGUUAUUCUUGAUGACGAUUCAGGCUGCUUUGAUCAUAUUAAAAGCAAACGCAUCGACCCCGUAUAAACAUCAAAGGAGCAUGAGAAAUGGUAUGAAUCAAUGUCUGGACAAUCCAUGUCAGAACGGGGGAACUUUCAAAAACAACGACGGGUGUUUCACGUGUACGUGUGCAAAUGGAUGGACAGGGACACGCUGCAAUGAAGCUGUUUCCAACCUUGCAUUGAAUAAACCUGCAGGACAAUCAUCAACGUUUACAUGGUUACCGAAGUCCUUCCCAGCGGAGAUGGCAGUUGAUGGAAACAACGGAACAGACUUUGAAGAUGACGGGUGUUCAUCAACAGUAGGUGGCGACACAAAUCCGUGGUGGAGGGUGGAUCUGCAGGCUGUGUAUUCCAUCGAAUCUGUCAGAAUUUUUAAUAGAGGAAUGGACAAGCAUGGAAUAGAUGCGGCUAACCGACUGCGGGAUGUUACCGUCACUGUAGGGAUGACAGAAUCAGAUGUCAGCACUCCCUGUGGUGUAUUUGCUGGUCCCGGUACUCUGUCACAGGUGGUUGACAUCUCCUGUCCGAUCCCAUUACCAAAGGGAAGAUUCGUAAAGAUCUCCAAGCCAACUGACUACCUUACACUUUGUGAAGUUGAAGUGUUCGGAUACUCUGGCUAAGUAUUAUCAUUGUAGAUUCUUUGGAGUCAAUAAAAAACUUCAACGGA